Molecule: messenger RNA, 1688 nt
Organism: Suillus plorans
Lineage: Eukaryota; Fungi; Basidiomycota; Agaricomycetes; Boletales; Suillaceae
Product: O-methyltransferase-domain-containing protein
Exons: 11
Coding region: 155-1537 (460 amino acids)
Molecular function (GO): O-methyltransferase activity
Source: RefSeq, a predicted model, not a curated record
GGCAGACUUUUGUCAACAACAUUACUGUGGAUUAAUCACUCGUAGCCAAGGGAACGUAUAAUGGCGGUGGCCGCAUCAGUGUACCGUACAUCACAAUAUCUUCUUCUCACCGGUUCUCUGACGGCGCUUCUUGCCCUACAACCGAUAGCAUACUAUGGCCCAUGCAGAGCUUGAUCGUCUCCAAGCAUGUUUAAACUUCUCACUCGACGCCCUCCGGAAAGAGAUGGACAAUUCUCAGCUUCUUCCCCUGAGUCAACACAGCUCAGUAGAACACCCGUUGGAUGACCCAACGACUUACCUACCCAGCACGGCGUUGUUUGAUGCCCGCCGCCUGUCUCUAGCAUGCCUGGGAGAACUAAAGAACCUUAUCCAGUCGCCUUUAGAUAAGCGCAUGGAUGAGAAGUACUCAGCGUAUGGCGCUGCCUCCAUUGAUAUCCUCAUCAAGACCAAUAUCAUCGACUACCUGUCUGACCUGUCAAAUCCCUCAGAAGGCAUCCCAGUUACUGAAUUGGCCUCGAAAUUUGGACUUGAUUCUCAAAAGCUCGUUCCCAUUCUACGCUGCUGUGCAGCCAACGGUUGGGUGCGGGAGACCCGUGAUUCUUCAUUUGCUUUGAACAGAUGCUCGCGCACUUUCGUCGAAGGUCAUGCAGGUCGGAGAUUGAACCUUUGUACGCCUGGGUUCAUGUCAAUAGUCGGAGCUAUGCCACGUUGGGUGACGGAAUCGGAUUGGAAACUCUCGCGCUCUCCAGCGCAGACCGCUUUCCAGGUCGCAUUCAGGACUCCUUUGCAGCGAUUCUCCUGGGUCAUGCAAAAUCCGCAGGCCCUUGUUCCACUGGCGGAUCAUCUUCAAGUCCUUGGUGACAUGUCUACGCCGGGUAUUGUGGCAGACUACCCAUGGGAACAACUGGAAACACCCAUCAUCGUUGAUUGUGGAGGGGGAGAGGGCGGUUUAGUCACUGCCAUCCUAGACGCGCAUCCUUCCUUCCGAGCCAUCGUACAAGACAUGGAGAAUGUUGUCGCAUUGACAAGUUCGAUCAUGAAAGAACGCCGCCCUCGUGAUAUAGAAAAUGGUACACUCAAGGCGGAAGCCCACGACCUUUUCCAGCCCCAACCACGGAUCGGAAACGAGUAUAGUUUCAUCCUGCGUCAUAUACUGCACGAUUGGCCUGACAAAGAAGCGGCGGCGAUAUUGGGCAACGUAGCUCGUUCAUUGGGCCCCAAGUCCAAAAUACUCAUCAUCGAAAUGGUAGCUGUCCCGAACGUAGACUCAGCUGCUACAACGAGUGCCAAAUCAUUCUUACUGGAUGGCGAUGAUAAGCGUCCCGACCAUUGUGUUCCAUCGCACUUUGGUUCAGCGUCCAAACUAGUCAACGCGUUCUCGGUGCACAUGCUGAGCUUGAUGAACGGUUGCGAGAGGUCUUUGCGUGAAUGGGAGAGCCUUGUCAAGGGGUGCGGGCUUUGCAUCACGAACGUUUAUCCGCUGCGAGCUCACACUUCCGUUAUCGAGUGUGCGCUUGACUCACGUGUGUUAUUGUAACCUCAAAGAGAGAAUGUUGGAUCUCAGAGUAAUGUCAAUUUGCCUGUACAACGGAUGUAUCUUUCCGGUACCGACGAUAUAUGACUUCCUUUCCCCCAUCGCGGAUUGUAUGAUACACUAAGGAGUCAAUUAAGUUCGUUUAUCGUCGAAG